This is a messenger RNA of Pollicipes pollicipes, 729 nucleotides long. RefSeq lists its product as uncharacterized. The transcript has 4 exons. The record is from RefSeq and is a predicted model, not a curated record. The coding region runs from base 1 to 606 and encodes 201 amino acids. Lineage: Eukaryota; Metazoa; Arthropoda; Thecostraca; Pollicipedomorpha; Pollicipedidae.
AUGACGGACUCAGCUUGGGCAAUACCGAGCGGCGCCAUCAUCAGCCUGGCGCCCCGCUUCGGCUGGCUGCUGUACCAGGGCGAGGAGGAGGAGGAAGAAUUGGACCUGGUCUUCGAGUCAGAGUUCCUGUACCGCUUUCCCCACGAGGAGGAGGAGGAGGAGGAGGAGUCCCACUCGGAACCGGCGUCGCACGAGAGGCGCGGCUGGGGCCGGUCGCCGUGGAGGCCGACCGGGGACAUCAUCAACGCCAUCGACCAGCCAACCGGCUUCCUGCUGCACCGCAACAAGCGGAUGGUGCGGGACAAGAAGAUGGUGUACAGCGGACUGGAGAACGUCUUCUCCAUCUUGGGUCUGGACGGCCGCGCCUGUCUGCUGCGGGCCAUCUGUGAAGUCAGCGCCACUCCUCUGGUGUACGACGGUAUCGUGGGAGAGCUGCUCAACAUCGCGCUCGUGCCCCGACACACGAACGGCCACCACGAGGAUCUGACGCGCUACCUGGAAGCCGAAGAACACGGCAAGCUGGACAGCGACUGUGGCGCCGUCUAUCCAGCCUGCCCGGUCUCCCUCUUCCAGAAGGUGGCGCCAGGAUCGAUGCACUUCGAGUAGGCGACGCCAGCGAUGCCGCCAUAGAUUCGUUUUAGUCCAGUGUGCAAUGAUCACGCACCAGGGGCGUAGUUUCGCAAAAUGAGUUUGGCGAGAGGGCAAACACUGGAAAACGACUGCACCUGC